AUGGCCGGCGUUGUCGCUAAGUACGCAAUGAAGAAAGCGUUGGGGAAGGAGAUGGAAAAAUACAAGUCCAAGGACGUAUCCGGUCCAUAUGAUCCCUACUACGCGUUGGUACCAGACAAGAAGAAGCCAAACAAGAUGAGGAAAGUCAAGAAGCAGAUCCCGGACUAUCUUUCCGACAAUGAUGUCAAUGUCUUAGCCAAAGCCCGCAAGACCGCCUACAGGCUGGACUACGCCCUCUUCACCCUCUUUGGAAUCCGAUUUGGAUGGUCUUCAGUCAUCGGCCUUGUCCCUGCCGUGGGUGACGCCGCAGGUUCGGCCUUGGCCUUGAACCUCGUUCGGAACAUGAUGAAGGUUGAUGGCGGUCUGCCGGUUUCUGUCCUCAUCAUGAUGCUGUUCAACGUCGCCUUUGACUUUCUGAUUGGCCUUGUUCCCUUCCUUGGCGACCUUGCCGAUGCAGCAGUCAAGGCCAAUGGCAAGAACGUUCGCCUACUCGAAGAGCACCUCGACAAGCUCUACAAGCCCAAGGAACUGGUGGACAGAGAUUCCAAGCUGCCAAGGGAACGACGACCGCGCCCUGCCUCCGUCUAUGUUGACUUUGACGAUGAGAUUGAUGAGCGCCGCAACACUUUUGAGGAUGACCACGAUGACGUUCGCCACCCGCAGCGUACCUACGGUGCAGGACGUGUCCAAGACGAGGAGAUGGGCGGACGAUACGAACCUCAACGAUCGCACAGGGACGAAAGACCCAGCCGCAACAACACUAGGAGUAGCAGACGUUGA
This is a messenger RNA of Alternaria atra, 780 nucleotides long. RefSeq lists its product as uncharacterized. Bases 1 to 780 code for a protein of 259 amino acids. NCBI's taxonomy places the organism in Eukaryota, Fungi, Ascomycota, Dothideomycetes, Pleosporales, Pleosporaceae. The transcript is spliced from 2 exons. The record is from RefSeq and is a predicted model, not a curated record.